AUGCUUAGUAACUUUUUGGAGAAAUUAUCUGAAUCAGAAAGAAGAUUUUUAGCUGCAAUUAUUUUAACACUCAUACUCAGCGCUACUCUGAAAAAAAAGAAAGGAACAUUACAUAACAUUUGUGCCUGUAUUAUAUUGUACAUAACUUUUGGCUAUUUACAGAUGCUUUAUUUUUUUAUUGCUAUAUUUAUAAAUCUUAAUUUAUUGAUUAUUUUUAGAUUUAAGGAAUAUUCACUUACUGUAAUUAAUUUUGCUAUAUUAUAUUUAUUUAAAAUUUUUGGUAAAGACUUUUAUCCUCAUAUACAAGGUACAUGUGAUAUUUCAGGUAUUUUAAUGCUUUUAACAAUUAAAAUGUCAUAUUUAGGGAGAGAUUUUGAUAAUAAAAAGCACACUUUAUUGGAUGCAAUAGGUUACAUUGUAUUUAUACCUGGACUUAUUCUGGGACCUACUACGACAUUUAUAGAAUUUAUAGAAACACCUGUAUCUACAGAAAUUGCAUCUCCGCUUCCAACAUUUAUAGCAUCCGCAAUUUUUUUGGUUUUAAUAAAGAUUACAGAGAAUUUUUUUCCUGUUAGUGUACUAUACAAAAAAAAUAUUAAUAUUGGUACUAGAUUAUUAAAUUUAUACUUUUAUAACCUUGGACAAAGAUUUAGAUUUUAUUUUGCAUGGCAUUAUUCAAAUGGAUGUUAUAUUUUACAAGGAUUUAAUGAUAUGCUUAAUAUAAAAUUUUUUAGGGUAGAAACAGCAACUUGUAUUAAAGACUUAUCCCUAGGAUGGAAUAUUAAAACCAAUAAGUGGUUAAAAGAAUGUUAUUUCGACAAAAUUAAACAUAGAAAUAUAUUCUUGGCGUCUUUUGUUACAUUUACUGUAUCGGCUUUAUGGCAUGGAGUUAAACCUGGAUAUUUAAUUAUGUUUUUAUCUUUUUGUUUUUCUAUUCCUGUAAUUAAAGGAGUUAAUAGAAUUAUAUUGAAAUAUGCAUCAGUAUUGUAUCCAAUAUUAUCUAGAAUUCAAAUGAUUUUUUUUAUAAUGUACUUUUCAGUACCAUUUUUUUUAUUAGAUGUAUCUAAAAUUUAUAAAGUUUGGUCUAGCGUUUAUUUUUAUGGUCAUAUUUAUUGUGCAUUUGCACUGUAUUUGAUAUAUUUAUUAUAA
Vairimorpha ceranae is the source of this 1149-nucleotide messenger RNA. RefSeq names its product membrane protein. The transcript has a single exon. Bases 1 to 1149 code for a protein of 382 amino acids. The record is from RefSeq and is a predicted model, not a curated record. Gene Ontology annotation, biological process: lipid modification. Gene Ontology annotation, molecular function: acyltransferase activity. Gene Ontology annotation, cellular component: membrane. NCBI's taxonomy places the organism in Eukaryota, Fungi, Microsporidia, Nosematidae.